Molecule: messenger RNA, 618 nt
Organism: Symbiodinium necroappetens
Lineage: Eukaryota; Dinophyceae; Suessiales; Symbiodiniaceae
Source: the annotation of a GenBank genome assembly
AUGUUUCAAUGCAUGGUGCGCGCCGGUCUGGUGAACCGCUUGAGUGGCGAUGUUGACUGGUGUCAAUUCUGGCACCAGGCCCGCUCUGAGGAUUGGGGCGCGUCCCAUCCAGUACAAUCCUGGCCUGAGGAAAGCAGGCGAAAGGCUAUCGCAAUCUCCUUACAUGGUGAUGAGGGGACCGGUAAACGCUCGAAGAGCGUAAUGAUUCUGAGCUGGUCACCGCUAGCAGUCCACGAUGCUGCCAUGAUGUCGAAGUAUCCCUUUUGUGUCAUCAAAUCCGAUUUCUUCUUUUACAAGGAUGGGACUAACGUGACACUGGACAAGCUGCAAGAAAGCCUUGCGAUGAGCCUCAACAGAUGCAACUUGCCGGGCGAUGCUGCUACGGACGGUUGGUCUAUGCACUUGGUUGUGCACAAGGGCGACUGGAAGUUCCGUCGGGACUGGCUGCAUAUGGACCGGCGCUACAACAACGCAGACUUGAUCUGCCCACGGUGCUUGGCCUCUGCCAAACCGAAUUCUGACAGACCAUGGCUGGAUCCGUGCAGAGAGCGCUUCAACGCUGCGGCAGACAUCAGGGCAGCGGCCGAGACACGUAUCCUGGACAUAUGCUUUCAGUAA